This is a messenger RNA of Melitaea cinxia (Glanville fritillary), 684 nucleotides long. RefSeq lists its product as uncharacterized. Bases 1 to 684 code for a protein of 227 amino acids. The transcript is spliced from 2 exons. NCBI's taxonomy places the organism in Eukaryota, Metazoa, Arthropoda, Insecta, Lepidoptera, Nymphalidae. The record is from RefSeq and is a predicted model, not a curated record. Gene Ontology annotation, molecular function: DNA binding.
AUGGACCGAAUCGACCCAGAGGUACUUAUCAGCUUGGUUCAGAGCAGACCAGGCCUGUGGGACAAGAGCCUGGACUGUCACAAGGACGUCGUUCAGAGGUCGAACGCUUGGAAGGAAAUAUGCAGGGCCUUCAAUCCGGAGUUCGACGAUUUGAACCGCAAGGACAAAAAUACAUAUAUCAAACUGGUAAUGAAGAAAUGGACUAACAUACGAGACGCGUGGCGGAAGACAGUCUCCGAGGACAAGCGGAAGUUCAAACCUUACAUUUACCACGAGCAGCUCAAGUUCCUGAAGAAGAACUUGAGCUACAAGAGCAACGACUGCAGCGACGGUGAUGCCGCUAAGGACAACGACAGCGACGCGGCCGACAGCCUCGCCAGCUACGGGAACAAACCGGCCAGGAGGGUAAAGACUCAAGAUGACGAGCGAGACAGCAGUAUGAACCAGUCCAUACAGUUCAUGGAUAUGAAAAACAACUGGGAAGACGCUCACAUAUCAUUCUUCAAAGGACUGUUACCGAGUUUGAGCAAGCUCGACGAUGAUGAGACGCUGGAGUUCCAAGCGGGGGUGAUUAGGCUAUUGCAGGAGAUGAGGAGACGUAGCCGGGAGCACAGCGAGUCCUUCCCCUACUACAGCAUGCACUCUUCUAGCUACGACUUGCCCGAUAUCAAAAAAGACGUCUGA